Molecule: messenger RNA, 2817 nt
Organism: Gasterosteus aculeatus aculeatus (three-spined stickleback)
Lineage: Eukaryota; Metazoa; Chordata; Actinopteri; Perciformes; Gasterosteidae
Source: RefSeq, a predicted model, not a curated record
CGACAGCGAACUCGGACUGCGCAGCGGCACACGCGCAGUCCGACGCGCCGCGACAGGAACUAAUCCAAGUACGUCUCGGAUUAACGCUUCUCCUUUUUAUUUUUGGUAUUAUCCCAAUCUCUACCGGAAGAAGCGGCGGCACGCCCCCCCGCGUUGAUUAGGUACCCCCCCCCCCCUCCUCCUCCUCCUUCUUCUCCUCCUCCUCCUCAGUCGAUGAUGGUUCUUGAGGAAGAAGAUGCGCCUGUCUGACCUUCGCCUCCGCUCAUCCGCACCGAAGCCUCUUGAAGCGCCGCCGGAGCGGCUCGGCCCCCGCCGCCGCUUCCCUUAGCUUCACCCUCCUCCCCCACCAGCACCACCAGCACCACCACCAGCCCCCAACCCCCCCCCGGUUGUUUAUUUAUUUUUUCCCCGCAUCGAAACGCAGGUGCUCGGAGCGCCGAACCAGCCCGUUAUAAUCUUUUCAGAUUUUUUUUUUCCUGUCUAAUCGAUCAAGACCGAGGCCGAUGCCCCUCGCUCUGUCCUCCCGGCUUGUACUAUGGUGGAGUUUCCAUCUCUCAGUCCCUACUGGCCUCUCAUCCGCUUUCUGGUGCCUUUGGCGAUCACCAAUAUCGCCAUCGACCUCGGAGAACAGGCCCUCAACCGGGGCAUAGCCACCGUCAAAGAGGAUGCCAUCGAAAUGCUGGCCAGCUACGGCCUGGCCUACUCCCUGAUGAAGUUCUUCACCGGACCCAUGAGCGACUUCAAGAACGUGGGUCUGGUGUUCGUCAACAGCCGCAGGGACCGGAGGAAGGCCGUGCUGUGCAUGGUGACGGCCGGGGUCAUCGCGUUCGUCCUCCACAUCUUGAUAGCUUACACAGAUUUAGGAUACUACAUCAUCAACAAGCUCCACCAUGUGGACGAUUCUGUGGGCGGGAAGACGAGGAAGGCUUUCUUAUACCUGGCCGCGUUCCCUUUGCUGGACGCAAUGGCUUGGAUUCAUGCCGGGAUACUUCUCAAGCACAAGUACAGCGUCAUAGUAGGCUCCGCCUCCAUCUCCGAUGUCGUGGCCCAGAUCGUGUUCGUGGCCAUCCUCCUCCACAGCAACCUGGAGUGCGUGGAGCCCCUGCUCAUCCCGAUCCUCUCCCUGUACAUGGGCGCCUUGGUCCGUUUCACCAUCGUCGGCCUGGGCUACUACUGCAACAUCCACGACAACAUCCCGGACUCCAGCGGACUGGACGUGGGCGGUGACGCAACUAUCAAAAAGAUGCUGAGUUUCUGGUGGCCCCUCGCCCUCAUCCUGGCCACUCAGCGGAUCAGCCGACCCAUCGUCAACCUCUUUGUGUCCCGCGACCUCAAAGGGACCGCCGAUGCCACAGAGGCCGUGGCCGUCCUCACGGCCACGUACCCCGUGGGUCACAUGCCCUACGGCUGGUUGACCGAACUGAGGGCCGUGUACCCCGCCUUCGACAAGAACAAUCCCAGCAACAAGCUGAACGCUGGGACCCCCGUCACCAAGUCGCAUAUUAAAAAGUUUACAGCUUGCUGUCUGGCUCUAUCGCUCACGCUUUGCUUCGCGGUGUUUUGGACUCCUAACUUCUCGGAGAAGAUCCUGGUGGAUGUCAUCGGAGUGGACUACGCCUUCGCCGAUCUCUGCGUGAUCCCGCUCCGAAUCUUCUCCUUUUUCCCCGUGCCAGUAACCGCUCGGGCUCAUUUGACUGGAUGGCUCAUGACCCUGAAAAAGACCUUUGUGCUGGCGCCCAGCUCUGUUCUCCGCAUCAUUGUCCUCAUCACCAGUCUAGUUGUGCUGCCUUAUAUGGGGGUUCACGGGGCCACGCUCGGGGUUGGAUCCCUCCUGGCCGGCUUCAUAGGAGAGUCGACAAUGGUUGCCAUAGCGGCGUGCUAUGUUUACCGACAACAGAAAAACAACGAGAUGUCCAACGAGCUGGUGGUGGAGGGCGAGGACGCCGCCCCGAUGAGCGAGGUGUGCUCCAGGGCCCAGAUGGACGCCAUCGAGGAGCUCGCAGAGGAGGAGGAGGAGGAGGAGGGGCAGCAGUGAACGCUGCAUGGGGAAGGUGAAGCCGGCCUCCAUGUGAGAUCCUGCCGGAGAAGAGACUGCUGAGUGUUACAGCGCUGGAGGGGGGGAACCCGGGUAUGGUUUGUUUUCAGAGGUCCCCCCCCCCCCCGCCCCCCGACAGGCCGAGCCGAGUCAGAGGGACGACGUCUUCUUCACGCCGUUGAAACGCACACUGUAUAGAAAGCCAUGCACCUCCGAGUGUUCAUUCAUCCGUGUAAAUACCGUGACGUCUUCCGACCUUUUCCUCCGUUCUCAUAGUUUCGCGUCAUCAUAUCUGCUGGUGUAUUAAUCACUUUCACGUGUUUACUGGAGAACCGGGGGAAAGCGACACAGGAGAACUCUUCCUCCGACGAGGCCCGAAUGAAACGUCUGUCGAGUGCUAGUGGAGUUGCCUAAAUGCAAAGGUCAUUAUUUUAUGUUACUUUAUCAAAAAUUAUGCGGCAAGGCCUUGCUUGAGUUUAAAUAUAGAGAUGUUGUGGGACUUGUUGGGUUGUGCAAUCGUAUUUUACAUACAGCGGUGUACAGAUUAUCGUUUUGUAUAGUAAUGCAGCGUGUAUAUUGAGUCGCCCCGAGGGGUCGGGAAUCCCGUGUUACAUCAUCGCGUGUGUUACAGAAUACAGUUAUGAUCGUUCACUUCCCAUGCGGUCUGGGAGUCCAUCUACUUUUGUUUGGGAAAGCACUUUCCUGGUAGUGUUCAGACUGUCGUACGUACUGUACAUACUGUAUAGGCAUUCUUAUUUGGCAAAUAAAUUCCUUUAUUAUUA